GCGGGAAUAAAGAGAAGAUGAAUAACGAUUCCGUGAAAGUUGUUGAAGAACCUAAAGAGAUUGUUUUAAAAAAAUUAACUUUAGCGGAUUUUAAUUGUGAUUUGCAUACUAUCAAUUGGAGUGAUAAAACAAUCGAUUUUUUUUGGGCAAACCAUCCGCAAUUGGGUAAUAAGGGUGUCGAAAUUGAGGGUAGUCUGCGCGAUUUCAAAUACUCGGAGGGAGGUAAAAAAGGAAAAGGUGGAAAGAAAGGUAAAAAGGAGAAAAAAUCGAAAAAAGAAAAGAAAGGUAAGAAAGGAUCUAAAAAAUCAAAGGAGGGCGAAACGGAAAAUGAAGCGGUAAGCUUAGAACCACAGAAAUUAUCAGUUCCGAAUAUACUCACAAUUCACAUUGGUUUCGGCUUAAUGAGAAGCUAUAAUGUAGUAGUGUAAAAUUGAUUAAUGAGCGUUAAUAAAGAGGCAACGACCUAGAACCAAAUUGCUUUUGUAGGAAGUAGAGUUCCUUUAAAGGUUUUUUUUGCGGCGGGUUCUUCAAAUGUCGGUGGCCCUAAUCCCCGACGU
This is a messenger RNA of Nicrophorus vespilloides, 557 nucleotides long. RefSeq lists its product as uncharacterized. The coding region runs from base 18 to 428 and encodes 136 amino acids. The transcript has 3 exons. NCBI's taxonomy places the organism in Eukaryota, Metazoa, Arthropoda, Insecta, Coleoptera, Silphidae. The record is from RefSeq and is a predicted model, not a curated record.